Molecule: messenger RNA, 3306 nt
Organism: Cryptococcus amylolentus CBS 6039
Lineage: Eukaryota; Fungi; Basidiomycota; Tremellomycetes; Tremellales; Cryptococcaceae
Exons: 21
Coding region: 1-3306 (1101 amino acids)
Biological process (GO): transmembrane transport
Cellular component (GO): membrane
Molecular function (GO): ABC-type transporter activity; ATP hydrolysis activity; ATP binding
Source: RefSeq, a predicted model, not a curated record
AUGACAUCUGCUCCGAUUUCCAUCGUUCUCGGUACAGCGCUCUUGAUCAACAACAUGGGAUACUCCGCAUUGGUCGGUCUCGGCGUCCUUGCACUAAUCGGUCCAUACCAGACCUUUAUGUUUAAGCGGAUCUCCCGACUCCGCAAAGCUCAAACAAAAGUCAUGGAUAGUCGCGUCCGCCUGCUUUCCGAAGUCCUUAACAACAUCAGGUCUGUUAAAUUGUAUGCUUACGAAAAGCUUUGGGCGGACAGGAUUGAAGAUAUGCGAAAGGAGGAGCUGCAGAAACGUAGAUCGAACAGUGUCGGAAAGUCGAGCCUGAACAUGAUUGUCACAUUCAUACCUACGCUCGCGGCUAUCAGUAACUAUAUCACCUACUCUCUCAGCGGACACACGCUAAACGCGGCGGUCAUCUUCUCGUCUCUGCAGUACUUCAACAUUAUGAGAGUACCGUUGACAAUGCUUCCACAACUCCUCUCUAGCUUCAGCGAGGGCAAAGUCGCCAUCGUCUAUCUACGCUUUUUGAGGUCAGUAUAUCAAUUGCGCUCCGGAGUGAGCCUACCUGUUGACGUAGCUUUUGAAUCGACACUUCUUCGAGGUAUGGAAUCGAAGUGUAGGCCAGCUUUCAGCAUGAAGACAGCGAGCCCCGACAAAGCUGGCGCGAAAGUCGACCCCAAUACCGCGAGUAAUACACCAUUUUCGCUCAAGAACAUCGAUCUACAGAUACCCCGAGGCUCUCUCGUAUGCGUGGUAGGUAGCGUAGGUACCGGAAAAACGGCCCUUCUCUCCGGUCUUCUCAACGAGAUGAAACGUACCGAAGGCGAAGUAGUUUUCGGUGGGAGUGUCAGCUACGUCCCCCAACACGCCUGGGUACAAUCGGGGUCUAUCAGAGAUAACGUUACCUUUUCUAGUGCAUCUGGAGACGUUGAUCUGAACCGUGUAGAAGAAGUCAUUGGGGCGUGCGCUUUGAGGCGUGAUGUCAAUAUGUGGCCUCAAGGCGUUCUGACUGAAAUAGGUGAACGAGGAAUUACACUUUCUGGUGGACAACGACAGCGCAUCUGUAUUGCCCGAGCAGCUUACUCUCAGGCGUCUGUCGUUCUUCUCGACGAUCCGCUGUCAGCAGUGGAUGCUCACGUCGGGAAUCAUCUCCUUCACAAUUGCAUUCUCAACGGGCCUUUGAGCCAUCGCACACGUGUUCUUGUAACGCAUCAUUUGGACAUGUUGCAUCAUGCUGAUGUCAUCCUCGUGAUGGGAAAAGAUGAGAAGGGCGAUGGACAUAUCAUUCAACAAGGGACUUAUGAGCAACCGAUGUCGGCAAGCGGAACUUUCCAGACCCUGAUCAGCCAAUUUGGAUCUACUCACGACUCUUCUUCCAGCGGCGAAUCUGGAGGGAAAGACGCUGAUGGAGAAGCAGAACUAGUACCCAAAGAUGACACAGAAGGAGAAGAGACCGAUCCCACAAAUAAGGCUGAGGUGAAGAAGCUAGUAAUAGAUGAGGAAUGGGCACAAGGAACAAUCUCUUGGACAUCAUAUCGCCAGUACGCCCAAGCAAUCAAAUCCUGGGCUCUGCCUCCCAUGGUGGUGUCAUUUUUGCUUCUCGCCCAGGCGGCUACCGUCUUCAACUCUCUUUUCCUAGGAAUUGGGUCAGAAGACAAGUAUCCUAAUCUUCGACAGGGCGAGUACAUGGCUAUCUAUGGAGGUAAGAGAUUUGGCGCUGUAUUUUCCACAUUUCUAGCUGCGAUUUCGGCAUCAUACACAAUUUUCAAUCGAGCAUGGAAUGGUGUCACCAGAAGUCCAACUGCCUGGCAUGAUCGUAACCCGACGGGGCGCAUCAUCAAUCGCCUAAGCAACGAUGUCGAGAAUCUCGAUGAUCACGUACCGGAUCUGUGGUAUUUACUCGCAAACGCCGUUAUGAGCAUCUUUGGAACUCUCGCCCUCAUCCUUUAUGUUUAUCCGUGGAUCGCUCUUCUGUUUAUCCCGGUUUACUUCUUUUACACCUUGGCUUUCAUCUACUACAGGAUUACCGCUCGCGAUCUCCAGAGACUGGCAUCUUUGACGAGAAGUCAUAUUUACCUCAACUUCGGAGAACAAUCUGCUGACCUGAUCCACCUGACUGGCCUUCCUGUCAUCCGCGCCUUCCAUCAGCAGUCGAGAUAUAACCGUAAAAUUAAGAAAUCAGUGGAUGUGGAAAUGUCGACCGUACUAUGCGGGGCAAUGACACAAAACUACUGGAUGGGGAUCAGAAUCAAUUUUAUGAGCUACCUUCUUAUUUUGUUUGUGGCAAUCUUUGGUGUUGUGUUCCGAAGCUCGGUCUCGCCAUCUCACUUCGGUGUCGUGCUGACAUAUGUAAUCGCUACAUCUGCCAGGAACUUUGAAGCAAAAAUGGUAAGCGCAUACUCAAGAAACGACGCACCUGCCGACGAGGACACAGAUCGAGUCCAAGCCUACGGGGAGCUCACCCCCGAAGCCCCUUCCCACCUCCCCUCCGAUCCCGACAACUCCUCCGGCCCUUGGCCUCCUGAAGGCACCAUCUCUUUCCAAAAUGUUCAGCUCAAAUACCGAUCAGAUCUGCCUCUAGUUCUCAAGGGGUUGACGUUCUAUGUCAAUCCUGGAGAGAAGAUCGGUAUCAUAGGAAGGACAGGCGCGGGGAAGAGCAGUAUCGCUCAAGCGCUUUUCAGGACUAUCGAGAUUGCGAGUGGGAAGAUCGUCAUCGACGGCAGAGAUUUACGAGGUCUCGGUCUCGAUACUUUGAGACAGAGGCUCUCUAUCAUCCCCCAAGAUACAUUCUUGUUUAGUGGUACAAUCCGCGAGAACAUCGAUCCCACAAACACUCACUCCGACGCUGCAUUGAACGAUGCUCUCAAUCUCAUCCAUAACGUCGACUCUUCCUCCCAUCUUAUCCGCGCCAAGUUCGGCCUAGACGCGACGGUCGCGAGUGAAGGCUCCAACUUUAGCGCUGGUGAACGACAGCUUUUGGCGCUGGUGAGAGCUCUGGUAAGAGGGAGCAAGGUCCUCAUGCUCGACGAAGCCACCUCCUCUGUCGACCCCGAGACCGAUGCUCUCAUCCAACGGAUCAUUCAAUCGCAAUUCUCAAACACUACCAUCCUCUCAAUAGUCCACAGACUCCAAACUGUAGCAUACUACGACCGGAUUCUUGUCAUGGACGCUGGUAAAGUCGCCGAGCUGGACACCCCCCUCCAUCUUUUCGAUCAACCUGGAUCCAUUUUCAGAUCUCUCUGCGAUAAGAGCAAAAUUACGCGUACGGAGCUGCUCAGAAUUCGACGAGAUGCAGGAUUGGGCGACCAUUGA